Molecule: messenger RNA, 246 nt
Organism: Meloidogyne enterolobii
Lineage: Eukaryota; Metazoa; Nematoda; Chromadorea; Rhabditida; Meloidogynidae
Source: the annotation of a GenBank genome assembly
AUGCUUUGGCCUGAUUAUUAUUUGAUAAAUAAUAGUGGACAAUUAGAAUGUUUUGAUGAGGAUAAGAAGAAUUGUACUCUUGCAAAGAUAUACCCUGAUGUUGUCGUAGAUUAUGAGCCUAGGCGUUGUUUUGAUAAGUGUGAUGAAAUUGUUACUACUACAAGAACACCUACUAAUAGUACAGGAACCACAAUUAAGGCUACUAAUAAAUUGCCAAAAUUAAAAAAUAUUAACGGAACAAUUUAA